AAUUCAAUUUUAUUAUAAACUAAGUUUAGUUGUAUAUAGGGCGUGAUGGAUAAAAACGAAGCCUACGACAAGAGGCCAAAUACAACUAGGACAGAUCUCAGUAUGCUUCUGGAGUGUCUCAAGUUUCAAAUGAAAUGCCCAGAGUUACAAAAACAAGCUCUUCUUACCAUUCAAUCAAUCUGCGAAAACAGAGAGGAUAAUGUGGACCUGUUAAGAGAAAUCGGAGGGGUGGCAUUUGUGUACAACCUUUUUAAAUCCAGUGUUGUUCAUGCAGAUGUCAAGGAAACAGCACUCUUUACACUUGGGACUUUAGCAGAAGCCAACGUGUUUUGUAAAACUUCCCUCUGCAAAAAAGAGACUUUUGCAGACCUGGCUGGAUGGCUGACAAAAAAAGACAUUUCACUGACACAGAGGAGAGUGGCCGUGUAUUUGUUGUCUGUGUUGGUAGCCAACAACAAAUCAGGCCAAUCUUUAGCCCUAACCAGUGGCUGCAUGAAUGGUCUACUGGAACUCUUCAGGACAACCUUUCCUCUUCCUGUGGACACUUCUGCAGUUGUAGAUUAUGAUGCACACACCCAUCCAUUGUGGGCAUCGGUGUCUAAUGGUCUUUGCGGAUGUGUUAACAAUCCUCAAAAUGAAGACGCUCAGCUUAUUUGUGUAGCCACUUUUCCAAUUCUGAAAAUCUGGCUUAAGGAGGCUUUGACACACCUAGAAAUAUUCAAGACAAUUUGUUCAUUCAUAGCAAUGACUGUGGCCAACAACACAUCAGUUCAGGAGAGUUUUCGUACCUCAGGGUGUUUGGAAACGAUCACACUUUUAUUGCUUCAACUUGUUCCUGAUGCACAAACGAGCUUGGUGCCCUGCCAGCUGUCUGCCACUAUAUCAAAGACCUUGUCGGCUUGCAUCAGUGAAAACUCUGCUUUGGCUUCAGAUCUGGCUCAAUAUGACAUUGUGUCCAAACUCCUCCUCCUGCUGGCCAGCCCAAACUUGAACCCUGAGGACACACUCUCGGUUUUACUUACCCUUAGUUACUGCACUGAGUCCUCUGAGGAGCACCAGUUCCAGCUGGUGAAAUGUGGAGGUUUGGGCCUCAUCAUAAAUCUGCUCACAGAGGACCACAGUGAGGAGGUCAGGAAAGCAACAACAUUCAUAUUGCAGAACUGCAAACAGGCCACCAUGUUAUUGGCAGAGCCCACUCUGACAUCAGGGAUUACGGAGGAUAUAAAAGCAGAACCGCUUAUCAGCAUGGAAAGCAUGAAAAGCUCAGCCGUGGACGUUCUUUACAGAAUUAACCAACUGGAGCGGAAACAAGCCAAGGAGGCUGAGCAGCAAGACCCACCAGCUACACCUGAGAAGAAAGUUCUACCUGUUCCAUCCUCAGUCUCAGCCUUACAUUUGCAGCCUAUGAAAAGGACCCAAACCGUCCUUUCAGCACACACACAACCGAGCAGGCAUAAGGAGGAAGACAACAAUACUCAUCCUCCGUGUGUAAAAAAUGUAGCAAUGAAGGAGAAAGAUGGGUACCGGAAAAAGGCGAGCUCCAGGUCAGGUAACUGUAAGGACAAUGCAAAAGCAAGCAAGAGCAAUGGGGAGUCGUCCGUUCUCUCGAAUACCACGGCACUAAUGUCUUCUCAUGUAAAGUCACUAGAUGGAGGCAGAGAGCCAGAUAUUGCAAACGGUCAGAAAUUAACGGUUCCAGAAUCAAGGAGGCAGAAGUUAUCCAAGAAAAUUAAACAUGCUGACAAAGAGUCACAGGACAAGAAAAAGGGUCAUACGAGGACAUUCAGAGAAGAAGACAUAUCGCUUCAUUCACGGUGCACAGGUUGCAUGCUGACCUUUGAGGAAGUGACCAGUCACACCUUUUCAUCUCUUCAGAGCUCCUUCCAUCACUGCUGUGACAUGCACAGGGCUCUCCAGGUGGCUACAGACCGAUUCAGGACUGGUCUGUCCAGCCUCCUCGUGGGAACGGACGGUGUGUUUCAAAGAAGACCCGCAGAAUUGGACCUUGCUGCACAGAGAAGGUGAGGAGGAAGAGAAGGAUGGGGGCCUCUGAGGAAGUGUCGGAUGUUGGACACAAGUGUGCGUGGUGGGAGCAGUGUCCUCUGCAUUGCAUAUUGGCAGCGCACAAACACAGAGCACAGGUCAUGAAUGUGAGUAAAUAUAAAUAUAUAGCAUAUAAAAUAUAGCAGAUGAACUACAGACUAUAGAAAUAUCACAAAACAAAAACAAAUUUGCACAGGAGGAGAUUACAAAAAUACUAAUACAUAGUAGUAUCCAGUUAAGAAAUGAUUUAGUGAUUGGUAUAAUUAACAAAGGGGUACUAAUGACAGAAAACUGGUUUGGGUUAAGCUCUUCAGACUCAUUAAAUCAUUAUGUGUUUUGAAAGGAGAUUUAAUAGGAAUUCUUUAGUUGUAUUAUUUUUAGUUUUUCUCACAGCCUUGUUCAAUAUCAUUACACCUGUAUUAGAGGGAUUGACUUAUGCCCUGAGUUUGGGGAGAUUUCUCCGAGCUCGUCUCUGUUUGAAACCCUGUUCUAAACCUGCCAUUAUAGUUGUUUUUAAAUGUUCUUGGUUCUCUCUGUGUUGAUUACUUAUACUUAUCUUAUUAAAACGUGAAGAACGUUUCUAACUCUCUAUUUGCUUCUGUUAAAGCUUGUAUUUUGUAUUUUCUUCAUGUACAAAGUUUAGCAAAGAAGACAGUAAAACAUUUAUUCAUUUGUUAUUUCCGCAAAAGCCAAUCCCAGGCUGUCCUGUCUCCGUUGCCUCCUUCUUGGGAAAUAUUUUUGAUUUUUUUUUUUAACCUCACAGUGAAGUCUGGUGAUUGACUGAUGUUCAAAUGUACAGUUGUAGGAUAUGACAUCAUAGAGUGGAACCUCGGUUUUUGAACUUUCCAACUCACUGCCCC
Molecule: messenger RNA, 2903 nt
Organism: Cynoglossus semilaevis (tongue sole)
Lineage: Eukaryota; Metazoa; Chordata; Actinopteri; Pleuronectiformes; Cynoglossidae
Gene: terb1
Product: telomere repeat binding bouquet formation protein 1
Exons: 16
Coding region: 46-2025 (659 amino acids)
Biological process (GO): homologous chromosome pairing at meiosis; meiotic attachment of telomere to nuclear envelope
Source: RefSeq, a predicted model, not a curated record